GCGGAAGCCGAAUUCUUCACAUCUCAAAUUCACGCCAUUUCAACGAUCUCUCUUCUCCCUAUCCAAUCCUUCACCGCUUUUCUAAAUAUCUUAUAAUGGAGAGUCAGCCGACGAAAACUAAGAAAGGCGCCGCCGGAAGGAAAGCAGGUGGCCCAAAGAAGAAGUCAGUCACUCGUUCCGUCCGCGCCGGACUUCAAUUCCCGGUGGGAAGAAUCGGCCGCUACCUGAAGAAGGGCCGGUACGCCCAACGUGUCGGAACCGGUGCUCCGGUCUACCUCGCCGCCGUUCUCGAAUACUUGGCCGCCGAAGUUUUGGAGCUCGCCGGAAAUGCGGCCCGGGAUAACAAGAAGAACAGAAUCAUCCCAAGGCAUGUUCUGUUGGCCGUGAGGAACGACGAAGAGCUCGGGAAGUUGCUGAGCGGAGUAACCAUCGCUCACGGCGGCGUGUUGCCGAACAUCAACCCUGUCUUGCUACCGAAGAAGAAAGAGUCCGAUGCCGGCGGUAAGGAACCUAAGAAGGCCGGCAAGUCUCCGAAGAAGGUUGCGGCUUAAACAGCAACAUAUAUAGUUGUGGAUUUGUUUGUAAUUCCGGGCAAAAUGAUAAAGGCUCAUAUUUUCUGCUCUGUAAACGUUGGAUUAGCUAUUAAUGAAACUUCAUUUCUCUACUUACGGCGUUUUAUUGUUUCGUUGAUAGAAGAUUGGGAAGAGAUUUGUUGAAGAAAUAACUUCGAACAGUUACUGAGCAAUCAUAUAAACAAAAAAGUUCCUCAAAAUGAAAC
Cuscuta epithymum is the source of this 778-nucleotide messenger RNA. Lineage: Eukaryota; Viridiplantae; Streptophyta; Magnoliopsida; Solanales; Convolvulaceae. The record is from the annotation of a GenBank genome assembly.